Lates calcarifer (barramundi perch) is the source of this 5579-nucleotide messenger RNA. RefSeq names its product arrestin, beta 2a (gene arrb2a). Gene Ontology annotation, cellular component: cytoplasm. Gene Ontology annotation, molecular function: angiotensin receptor binding. The record is from RefSeq and is a predicted model, not a curated record. Bases 209 to 1432 code for a protein of 407 amino acids. Gene Ontology annotation, biological process: positive regulation of ERK1 and ERK2 cascade; signal transduction; G protein-coupled receptor internalization. The transcript is spliced from 16 exons. NCBI's taxonomy places the organism in Eukaryota, Metazoa, Chordata, Actinopteri, Centropomidae.
CAGACACGCACAGAUCCUGCCUUUGCGGAAGCCAGAGGAGCCGAGGCGGCGCUAAAUUAAAUUAGCAUACUAACUAGUUAGCUGUGCGCCGAUGUGGAUGGACGGGUGAACGGAGCUGCACGAAGAAACACACGUUUUCUAAAGUCAAGACACCGCCGGUUCCGAGCUCAUUUUGUUGGGAUCUUCCUGCCGUCCGCCUGCCGAGGAGAUGGGGGACAAGGCGGGCACCAGAGUUUUCAAGAAGUCGAGCCCCAACUGUAAGGUGACAGUUUACCUGGGAAAGAGAGACUUUGUGGAUCACCUGGACCAUGUGGAUCCAGUAGACGGAGUGAUCCUCGUCGACCCCGAGUAUCUAAAGGACAGGAAAGUCUUCGUCACGCUGACCUGUGCGUUUCGAUAUGGACGUGAGGACCUGGACGUGCUGGGUCUGUCCUUCAGGAAGGAUCUCUACAUCUCCACCUUCCAGGCCUUCCCUCCGGUGCCUGAGGAGCGGAAACCAAACAGCCGGCUGCAGGAGAGGCUUCUGAAGAAACUUGGCCAGCAUGCACACCCCUUCUACUUCACUAUUCCUCAGAACCUCCCUUGUUCAGUCACUUUACAGCCUGGCCCAGAGGACACUGGGAAGGCCUGCGGCGUCGACUUUGAGAUCAGAGCUUUCUGUGCCAAGUCGAUAGAAGAGAAGAUUCACAAGAGGAACUCUGUGCGUCUGGUGAUCAGGAAGGUUCAGUACGCUCCGGAGAAACCUGGUCCUCAGCCGAUGGUGGAGACGACCCGCAGCUUCCUGAUGUCUGACAGAUCCCUGCACCUGGAGGCCUCUCUGGACAAGGAGCUGUAUUAUCACGGAGAGCCCAUCAGCGUCAACGUUCACGUCACCAACAACUCCACCAAGACCGUGAAGAGAGUCAAGAUUUCCGUGCGUCAGUAUGCAGACAUCUGUCUGUUCAGUACUGCCCAGUAUAAAUGUCCAGUGGCCCAGCUCGAGGCAGAUGACCAGGUGUCGUCCAGCUCCACCUUCUGUAAGGUGUACACUCUGACCCCGACGCUCGACAAGAACAGAGAGAAGAGAGGACUCGCUCUGGACGGAAAACUCAAACAUGAAGACACCAACCUGGCCUCCUCCACCAUUGUGAAGGACGUCACCAACAAAGAGGUUCUGGGGAUCCUGGUCUCCUACAGAGUCAAAGUGAAGCUGGUGGUCUCACGCGGAGGGGACGUGUCGGUGGAGCUGCCCUUCAUCUUAAUGCAUCCUAAACCUGUGGAGCCGCCGGUGUCCCGCCCACAGUCAGCUGUGCCAGAGAUGGACCCCCCCAUCGACACCAAUUUGAUAGAAUUCGACACAAACAGCAUCUCCCAGGACGAUGACUUCGUCUUUGAGGACUUUGCUCGCCUGCGACUCAAAGGCGUCGUGGAUGACAAGGACGAGGACUGCUAGGAGCUCGCCAUAAGCUCAUACGCUUGCUUCAAAACCACCACACACACAUAUAAAUACACACAAACACACACACACUCUUCAUGUUACAUUCCCCAGUGGAGGGGAUGGAUGAGGGCAUGUUUUGGACGGAGGCCUCACAGGGGCUCGGUGGUGUUCUUCCUCUCUUGCUUCAGCCAUUCGUCACGCCGCUGCCAUUUCUCACCGCCGUCUUCUUCAUCUGUCUUCUCCGUUCCCCCAUUUUUUUUCUUCUUUUUUUGUUGAAGGUUGAGAAACUGUAAAUGUUAACCAGCUGCAGGACAGAUGUUGACGGUCUGGAUCGAAAUCUCUGCUGUUCCUUUGUUUGUAGUCAGGGACGUUCAGGUGUGGGGGGUGGGACUUGGUCCCAGGUGUAAAGGGAAGGAUUGAACCGCCAAAAAAGAACGAAAAGACACGUAGGAAGCCGAAGAGUUGCAGGAGCAGCAGCGUUCAUCCUCUUUUACUUUGUUUUGUUUGCCGUUUGCUGCGGCGACGAUCACCGUCUUGUACAAAUAGGAUAUAUAUUUGAAAUAUAGAAAAAAAUAAUCUACGAGCAGUCGAGAUCCGUGUUCAGUGGUGAUCGCCGUUUUUCUUCGAGUAAAUACUGUAGAUGCUUUUUACAUCAUGGCUGCAAAGGGAGGAAACACACAGAAACACAAACACACACAGACACACACUCACAGCAGUCUUACACAAGCGACUGAAGUUCGAUUUCACCAGCAUCCACUCUCCCGCUCUCGUCACGCUCUGAACUUGAACCCCACCCUCCCCUCACUCCCUCACCUCCUCACCCCCUCACCUCCGCCCCGUCCAUUCUGUAAAACGUUUUUCACGUUGUCACGUUCUGUCGGCUGCACGUUUUUCUUUUGUUUUUGAUUCCCACAAACCAUUCCAGCGUUGACGGAGUCGUUUCCUUUUCAUUUAAAACACUUUCAGAAGUUAAAGAAGUAGUUUGGUGUCGUUUGUAUUUUUCUUACUGUCGGCAAAUUUUCGGCAAAAGAUCAAAACUAAAAAUUAGAUAUGAACUCUAGAUAGUCUCCAGCUUCCCUCCUCUGUGGCUCUCAUCUCCAAACCCAUUAAUUCCUACUUAAGAUAUACAUUUUUUAAAACCUCUCUCAAAUAUACAUUUUUAUUUUUAACCUUGACCUGCAGGUGAGUUUACCAGGGUCCGAGUUAUGACACAACUUCUAAACAAAGCCUCACCGACUCAGGCUGAUGUAUAAGCCAGGAGAAUUUGUCAGACUUAAUAUGUAAUAUCUAUUUAAUUCAUUUGGCAUGGUCGUUUUUAUCAAGGAGGAAAUACAGAAUAUAUUGAGUAUUUUGAGAUCUCAAGAGUUAAAUCAGAAUAUUUUGGGGGGAAAAAAGCAUCAUUUCAUGGACAAAAAUCCUAAAUUUUACAAGAAAAACUUGAAAUGUUUACACAAGAAGGCCUGAAUUUUCCCCACUGGUUCCCCUUGAAAAUGUAAUACUUUAAAAGAAACAAUGGUUUAAUGUCAAACUAGACUUGCAGGCAGGUAUAUCAGGGUCUGUUACUGCCAUCUAGUGGCUUUUCUGAUUAAUACAACUUGUUAAAUUCUUUAACAUGAAGUAUGUUUGUUCGUAUUCCAAUACUGGAUAAUGCAAAACAAGACCUGGAUAAAAUUGUUUGCAGAAGUAGAGUUUUGAAAAUCCCAGGUGUCUGACAGUAAGAAAAAAUAAAACAUCAUUAGACUUCUCUUUACAUUUCACUUUUUCUUGUUGCACCAGGUUUGAAGAUGUUUUUAAAUCAGGUUUCUGAUGUUUCUCAGGCUCGUUUAGCUGCACAUUUACAGCAGACAUCAGUCAAAGACAUUAACUUAUUUGGGUAAAUUGAGGUUUGACUGAGAUAUUUGACCUUCGUCUGGUAUAAACUGGUCUGGGUAUGUACAGUUCUCUGUCGAUCAGCACUCCUUCAGUUGUUAAAGUGCUUUAAAAUUGAUGUUAAACUCGUCUUGAGUUUGGAGCUGAGCAGUAAAAUUUUGUUGAAACAGUCUGUGACUCGGUCCCGCCUGGUUUAAACCAUCAAACUGUCAUUGUUGGCUCAUUAGAGGGAAACAUUGGAGGUUUUUUCUGUUUGGGUUAUUAACAUCAUCUGUGUUUAAAAUCCAAACCAAAUAUGAAAAAUGAAAAUUAAGGUUCAUUUCUGAGGGAUCAGGCUUGUAACUUAGUAACCACUGUAAACUGCUUUGUGCCUUCUAGAUCUCACUGUUGCCAAUAUGUUUUAAAUGCCACUCCCUCUUUCCAUUAAAAAAAACAGAAUUUGCAGCGUUUUCAAUGACAAACUAAGACGCAAUUUGUCAUUUGUUUGUUACUUUGGCCAUAAAUUACAGAAAAUACUGUAAGUAGUAGAAAAAAGCCAAUUAUUGUUAUUGCUGGGUGAUAAAUCAGAGUUAUACUGUAAGUCAAGUUGUAUUUUGGACAUAAAGUGAUUCGGACUUGUGUCAAAAUGACUUAAAAAGCAGGAUAAUAAACUGUAUUUUAAAGAAAAACAUAGACCUGCACAAGAGCAUCUGAUUUUACAUUACUUAAUAAUACAAAUACAUUUCUCUGGUAAAAUUACAAUAUGAAUUUUCUCUCAAAAUUGUUGCUCAGUUGUUGUAAUAUUGUGACUUAAUUCUUGAAAUAUACGUAACUCUUGUAAUAUUCUUUUUUUCCUCUUCAAAUAACUUGUUCUUUAAAUAUUAAGCUUUAAUUAAUUAUAUUUACAUUAUAUUUCACUUGUGUAACUAUGAUUUCAUCACAGCCUUUUUCCCAUUCAUUUUAACGAGUAAUUUGACUUUUUUCCUUAUUAAAAUAACUUUAUUCUCUUAACAACACUCAAAAUCUUUUGAGAAAUUGCUGAUAUUUUAUUUCCCUAAAUUUCUAUCGUAAGAAUAUCUCCUUUAAGGUUGAUGCCAUGUGACAAAUUAUUGUACAAAUGUAAAAAUUACCAAAUAUUAAAAUGCUGCCAUGAAGAACUCAUUAGCCAAUGAAAACUGUAAAUGAGACGGGAUUAAAACAAACCAAAAUGGCUCCAGUGUUUCCCUCCACAUGAACCUCCUGCCUCUUUUUCUCCCGAACCAUCGUCCAUUUUUAAAUUUUUUAUUUUCUUCAUUAAAACUCAGACAUGAUGUGAAGGACUUCAGCAGCUCGGGUAUUAUUAUUAUUAUCCUCUAUUAGAUUUCUUCUGUGUUCAUUCUUUAAAAAAAAACAGGCGGCUGAGAGAUGUUCGGAGGUUGUGGCUUUCCAACAUUUGUGCGUCGCCAUCGAAUCUGUCUCUUUAACAAGUUUUUGUGUUUUUACCCCCCCCCCCCAAGAAAAAAACAAAAACCUGCACAGAUCAACAUUUCGGAUGACACAGGAGCACUGCACUUUCAUCAGACAAACAAACCCAGAGAACUGCAGACAUUUUUGUUUAGGUUUUUUUUUUUUUUUUUUUUCUUAUUUCACGAAACAAAAAUGAAGAAUGUUGAUUUUUUUUUUAUGCUUGGCCAUUUUUUUGUUCUUUUUUUGACAAGUUUCGAGGCUCAGCAGGUCGUCGACUUGCAUCACACAAACCAACAAACUUAGAUUUUUUUUAAAUCUAAAAACUGCCAAAUUCCCUCCUUCCCUCCCUCCUUCGCUCAGUCAAUCAGUCAGUCAGUCAUUGAAGCUGCGACCCAGAAGGGAAGAAGAAGAAACCGACACAGAGCAUGUUUUAAAUUUUUGAUUACAUUUUUUUUUCUCCAAGCAGUGCUGUGAAUCGUACGAGCUGUGAUUCUGUCCUUAUUUUGUCGUGCAUAUGUGGGGUAACUUUGCUAAGUGUUAAAAUAUUUUGACAAGUGCCACGCCCCGGCCUGUGCGAUGCUUACCAUAAUGUCUAUAAAACAGGAGGUGAUUUCUGCUGGUGGGACGAACACCAGAAAAGAUAGAAUUACAAUUAUUACGCUUCUGAUUAUUAUUAUUAUUAUUAUUAUUAUGGUGACUAUUAUUAUUAUUAUUAUUAUUAUUAUUAUUAUUACUUCUACUGUAUCAUCAUUUGCGACCAUGAUUAUUCUCAUAAUCAUUUAAGAGUCUAUUGUUUUGCCAUGUAUUUUUUAUUUUGAGAUUUUUAUUUUAGUUUUGUUUUUAUUAUUAAAGGUAAAAUGAACUAACA